AAAAAGCUGGGAUCUGUUCCGUCAGUGCGACUUCUUUUUAAGUUUCAGAAAACCAUCAACAUACUGAUGUUUCUUUCCGGCUAAACUGGUGUGGAACUAGUCCGUACCGAAACUUGCCAGGUAAAAUGUAAACAAAUAAUUGCGCUCUUGUAACCUUAACAUUUUCAGAGGGAAGAAAGAUGGAACGAUCUUCUUUAACCAAAAGAUGUGUACAUAUUGAAGAACCGAAUGAAAAAUUAAAUCAGGAUGAUAUGAGAAAAUAUUUUCCAUCGGCCAAACAAAUUUGUACGAUUAAAAGUCCGUCACCAAAUGAGGACGAUCCAACAAUUCAUUGGUUGUUACUGUUUGCUUCUGAGGAAGAUGCUGAUAAAUGUGCUAAACAGAAAAGAAAAAAGGUUGAAGAUAACUAUGAUCUUAUGAUACAUCACUGCAACAGACCAUGUGAUAUUCCACAUGACUGGAUUGGGGAAGAAAGUUCAGGGGACUCUUUUGACAUAACAGGAGCAACAAACCAACCAGAAGAAGUCCACAAUCCACAAGUGCCAGGAGAAUUCAAUCAACAUGAACUUGGAGGAUACAUGCCACCUGUAGAAUGCAUGCCACCUGGAGCCGACAUGCCACCUGGGGAUUGGCCAUAUCAAUUUUAUGGACCCAAUGAACAAAAUCUAAGUGAGAAAAAAGGUCCAGAUGAUGUUCCAGGUCCCGCAGUUCAGCCUUAUCCUUAUUAUCCACAGUUCGUUCAAGGUUAUCAUGGAUUACCAGUCCAUCCAAACUAUCCCUAUCCACAAGAUGAUGGAAAUCAAUAUCCUACAAAAGGUGGACAGCAUCCACAACCUCACGAAGGACCACAAUAUAUGCCAAUAGGACCAAUUAAUCCAUAUCAACAUCUGGGUCACAUGGGAAUGCCACAACCAGAACAAGGAGGACUAAUUCUACAUCCUUCUCCGGUUGGACCACCAGUAGACCCAGACCAUACUAAUGUUAAAAGCCCAAUUCAUAACCUAGUGACUACACAAGUAGAGAAUCCAGAAAAGACUGAUGAGCAUAACUCUGAUGAAUCAUACAAAUCAGCAUCAUCUAACAAGGAUGAGGGGAGAGACUUUGUUAGUAAUACAACAGAAUGAUGUAAUCCACAAAAAAGUCAGUCUGUACACACUAACAUAAAGCAGACAUAUACUUUUUGAUAUACAUGUACAUGAAAUUUGCACCAACUUGUUCUUCUGUAAUGUUUUGACAAAGAGGUUAUGCUGCUAUUGAUAUUUUUUUAUUAAAGAAAAUCCAUGGGUUGAAAAACUACACACUCAUUUACUUUUGUAAUCAACACUGCUAGAGGAGAUAUAAUCACCGAUGGAGGUAUUACCAGCCACGUAUUCAUCACGUCUGAGUUUAUAUGACUUAACAUUUAUAUAGUCAUACUUAGAAAUUAAGUUACACAAACUUUCAACAUUUCAAAAAAAAAACGAAUUUUCUAUGUCAAGGAAAUGACAAUAAAAUAUUGAGAACAACA
This is a messenger RNA of Mytilus trossulus (common blue mussel), 1507 nucleotides long. RefSeq names its product collagen alpha-1(XI) chain-like. Lineage: Eukaryota; Metazoa; Mollusca; Bivalvia; Mytilida; Mytilidae. The record is from RefSeq and is a predicted model, not a curated record. The transcript has 3 exons. The coding region runs from base 180 to 1124 and encodes 314 amino acids.